Triticum turgidum subsp. durum (durum wheat) is the source of this 996-nucleotide messenger RNA. The record is from the annotation of a GenBank genome assembly. NCBI's taxonomy places the organism in Eukaryota, Viridiplantae, Streptophyta, Magnoliopsida, Poales, Poaceae.
AUGGCGCUCAGCCUUCGAGCCGCCGCAUCCCUCGCCGCCCCGCCGGCUCACCUGCGUCCGCGCCGACGCGCCACCUCUGUCCCUGUGGUCCGCGCCACUGUGUCCCCUCCUCCGGCGCUCGACAGCAGGCGGCGCCCGCAGAACGUGUCCGGCGAGUUCUUCGUCGAUCACCGGUGCAUCGACUGCGCCACCUGCAGGUGGAUGGCUCCGGAGGUGUUCAAGAGGGUCGACGACCAGUCCGCCGUGGCGGCGCAGCCCACCUCCGAGGAAAUCAGGACCAAGGCACUGCAGGCCUUGCUCUCUUGCCCUACAGGCUCUAUCCACACUGACAAGCCUACAGAAGACAUUCUCCAAGUGCAGAACACAUUCCCUCUCCCCAUCGACGACGAUCUUCCCGGAGUUUACCUCUGUGGUUACCAUUCUGAGAACUCAUAUGGAGCAACAUCUUAUCUUAUAGUUCACCCGGAAGGGAACAUAAUGGUUGACAGCCCGAGAUAUACGCCAAAACUAGCGAACCAGCUUGAGAAGCUCGGCGGAGCGCGUUACAUGUUUCUGACUCACAUUGACGAUGUCGCGGAUCAUCGGAAAUGGGCCGAGCGGCUAAAGUGCGAGAGAAUCAUUCAUUCAGGAGAUGUGGAGGAUAUCACUGCUGAUGUCGAGUGGAAACUUACUGGAAAUGGCCCCUGGAACAUUGGAACUGAUUUUGAACUUAUCCAUACCCCAGGGCAUACCGAAGGCUCAGUCUGUUUGCUGUACAAACCUCUGAAGGCACUAUUUACUGGUGACCAUGUCGCAAAAUCAGAAGAAUCAGAUGAUCUAAACCUCUUUCUGAUGUACAGUAAGCAAUCAGUGGAUGUGCAACUGGACAGCAUCAGGAAGUUACUGGACUUCAAUUUUGAGUGGUUUUUACCUGGGCAUGGCUACCGAAUCCGAUAUGAAGAUGUAUAUGCCAAGAAUUCAGCUAUUGAGGCUCUCCUUGCAGACUACACAAACUAA